CCAACAUCCCGAACUCACGCCAUCCGAACUAGAACAGCUUCAAUGGCUUCACGAAAGGGUUCUGCGCUGUCUGAUCAUCGAUUGCAUUUUCAGCCGCAGAUGUGUUUCCCGCAAACAACAAGAUGUGUAACGCAUUUUGCCCAUUCUGUUCUCCGGACAGAGUUGGCUUCACAAGAGCCAAGCACUACAUUUAAGGGCGUCCAGUUACUCGUUAGCCAUGUCUCUGUUUUCUAUUCCACACCGAACCACCUAGACGACCAAAGCUUGCUCUGACUACUCCAUUAACAGCUUUCGAUAUUCGCCCACGAUGCCCGCCAUUCGUCUGGAUUCUCUGGACGCUCGGUCGAUUCAAGGCCGAGCAGACGAGGCAAAGGACUCGGCUUACAUAGCCGCUUUGAUUGUCCUGGGCCCGUUGGUACUAGUCUUGGCAUUCGCUGCCCUUGUGUACCGGAGGUGGAAUAGUUCGUCAUCGAAGAAACUAAUGGAGGUAUCUGCCGAUUUUCAAAAGCAUCAGAAUGAUGCAAAGGCUGAAGAAGCCCGGAUCCAGGCAUUGCUGGACUCGGCAAAUGCGGCAAACCGUGUCGUGGAAAGGGAAAACCGACGGCUUAGACGAAUGGCCUCCAGGCUUCCUGUACUUGUGCCACCCAGUGCUAAAUCUCCGCCUUCUGGCAACAGUGGAGAGGGAGAGACAUACCACGACCUGUUUGAGCACCCACCUAGCGGGGAUGAUGCACGGGAGCGAUCGAGCUUUGAACCAAUUCACAAUGGUCCACGACCUCUGCCCAGUCAUCGAUCCCUCCGUCAAUCCGAGCCAUUUGAACUUGGGGGGACUCAAGAGAACCUCCCGAAUGAGGCUACCGAGAUAUCCGAACACAGCCCCAAACCAACUCAAGGUACCCGGCAGCACAUUGUACGAGAAAGUUUCCUUUCGGACCCCAACAAGGCUCGCAAAGAAAGACUCGGUGGCGGGGACGAAGAGCAGCAGAGACCAGAUUUGGAAUGGGACAAUGUCGAUCUUGACGAAGACGCCACAGUUUGGCCUUUCCAAGGAGACGAUACCGACCUCGAAUCUUGUUAUUCCAUGGGAACAGUCCUCUCCGCUCCCGAGGUCAAUCAAGUGAACGAACCGAAGAAGGCGAGGAUCGCCUCUCCCACCAUGGAUCAAGUCCUCGCGAGAGAACGGGAGACAAGGGUUCGCAUCGUCGAACCAUGAAGGCAGGUGCUGGUUUAGUUGACUUGGG
Molecule: messenger RNA, 1241 nt
Organism: Ilyonectria robusta
Lineage: Eukaryota; Fungi; Ascomycota; Sordariomycetes; Hypocreales; Nectriaceae
Exons: 1
Coding region: 308-1213 (301 amino acids)
Source: RefSeq, a predicted model, not a curated record